This is a messenger RNA of Pseudophryne corroboree (corroboree frog), 10022 nucleotides long. RefSeq names its product E3 ubiquitin-protein ligase Midline-1-like. NCBI's taxonomy places the organism in Eukaryota, Metazoa, Chordata, Amphibia, Anura, Myobatrachidae. Gene Ontology annotation, molecular function: protein binding; zinc ion binding. The transcript has 2 exons. The record is from RefSeq and is a predicted model, not a curated record. The coding region runs from base 160 to 1749 and encodes 529 amino acids.
CUGUACGGAGCCACGCCUCUCUGCUGUGCAACGUCAGCAGCAGCAGCGCGCGCGAUUUGAUUCCCUCUCUGUGCCUGCUGUAGCGUGUGUGUAAGCGCCGGAUCCUCCGUCCCUCUGCCCGGGAGCACACAGAGCCUGCAUCGUAUUUAUAUCCCAGCGAUGGCGUCUGCUGACCUGAGACAGGAGCUGGACUGUUCCAUCUGCCUGAGCAUUUAUACGGAUCCUGUAACCCUGAGAUGUGGCCACAACUUCUGCCGGAUCUGUAUUGAGCGUGUGCUGGAUACACAGGAGGGGGCUGGAGCUUAUACCUGUCCGGAAUGCAGAGCAGUGUGUCAGGAGCGUCCUGUACUGCAGAGGAACAUAACGCUGUGCAACAUAGUGGAGAGUUUCCUGUCUACUCGGCCAGAUCAGGAGGAGACUGGGAUCUUCUGCACUUACUGUGUGGACUCUCCUGUACCUGCUGCUAAAUCCUGUCUGCUGUGUGAGGCUUCUCUGUGUGAUAAACACCUGACAGCACACAGCAAGUCAGCAGAACAUGUCUUAUGUGAUCCCACCACUGCCCUGGGGAACAGGAAAUGCUCCGUCCAUAAGAAGGUCCUGGAGUAUUACUGCACUGAGGAUGCUGCCUGUAUCUGUGUGUCCUGCUGUCUGAUCGGGGAGCACAGAGGACAUCAGAUGGAGUCGCUGGAUGAGGCCUCUGAAAAGAAGAAGGAAAAGCUGAUGAAUGUUCUGCAGAAACUGACCACAAAAAAAACAGAGGCUGAGAAAAUUCUGCAGAGUCUUCAGGAGCGCAGGAGAGAAUAUCGGGGUAGAGCAGCAAGUGUAACAGAGAGAGUCACUGCCCUGUUUAGAGACAUCAGGCAACAGCAGGAAGACCUGGAGAUAAGAGUCCUGAAUGAGAUAUCUAGACAGGAAGAGAGCGUUUCACUCUUUGUCACUGAUCAGAUCAGGCGUCUGGAAAAUAUGAAGGACGAGCUGUCCGGGAAGAUGCGUCACAUUGAGGAGCUGUGUAACAUGUCUGAUCCAGUGACUGUCUUGCAGGAACCAGACAUGGGGGACUUCUGUGAUAUUAAUAUUCGAAAGAGACCUUAUACACAGGUCCAUCGUGCAGGAGAUCUGGAUGUGGGUCUCAUCUCAGAAACAUUACACAUAUUAUCUGAUACAACAAAACGUAUAAAUACAAGUAUCUUUGUGCCGGAAGCUACAGACAUAGUACUGGAUGUAACCACAGCUAGUAAUAAUAUACAUAUAUUAGGUGACAGGAAAACUGCAUCCGUGUCACCAUACCAGAAUCGUCCAAUAACAGCAGAGAUAUUUCGGAGUUAUCCUCAGGUAAUAAGCACCAAGAGAUUCUCCUCUGGGCGACAUUACUGGGAGGUGGAUGUCAGUAAGUCAGUGUACUGGAGGGUGGGGAUGUGUUACCCCAGUAUAGACAGGACAGGAAAGCAGUCACUAAUUGGAGAUAAUAACAAGUCCUGGUGUUUGUGUAGAAGCAUGUAUAAUAAUCAGUACACAAUGAGACAUGACAGUACAGAGAUCUGGUUGCUCGACAAUAUCCCCUGUGACAGAGUGAGGGUAUUCCUGGAUUAUGAGGCAGGACAGAUGUCCUUUUAUGCUCUGUGUGACCGGCUCAUACACUUACACACCUACACUGCCGCCCUCACAGAGCCCCUCCAUGCUGCAUUGUGUGUUAGUGGAGGUAGUAUUACUAUAUCUGGGAGAAUCGGGAGCUGGGAGAACUUACCAUGAGGUAUCUGCUCAGAGAAUGAUUUAGUGGGUGGAACUACUGCUCAGCUCUUCCCCCAGCGUAACCAUGUGACCAGUGUGUCUGGAUUUGUUCACUUGUUGCUAUGUAAGAAACUCAUAAAUAUGUAAAUGUACAUCUCUGUGGGUUUUCCCCGCCUCUGGCUCAGUGAGAGCUGUGAUUGGCUGCAAUACCUGUCUGUCAGCCAGUGUGCACCCUAUUACUGUAGCCCAGUGGUUCUCAAUCUCUGUCCUCAGGACGUCAAACAAGUCGCAUUCUCCAGGUCACCUGGCAGGUGCACAGGUGUGAUCAUUACUCACUGACACAUUUCAAAAGAUCUAAAGGUGGAGUUAAUUUUUCUCUAACAUCCAUAAGGGAUACUGGGGUUCACUCAGUACAAUGGGGUCCAAAGGAGCCGGUGCACUUUAAAUUCUUCAACUGGGUGUGAUGGCUCUUCCCCUCUAUGCCCCCUCCUACAGCCAGUUUAGAAAAAUGUGCCCUCAGGAGAGGACACACACUCUGGGAGCUCCAGAGGAAUUUUUCUUCAGUUUAUUUUUAACUUUGUUAUUUUCGGUAUACUGUUUGGGCAACCUGCACCGUGGAAGUUAGGAAGGGGGGUGGUUACCGGCCUCUGUAAGGCGUCAGAGCCACUUCCCCUCUGCAGGACCACCAUCCUGAGAGGUUGUUGGUACCGCGGGGCACUGCACCUAGGCGGUCGCAAUCGCAGCAUGCCGCACACCCCUAACGUAGCCUGAAGGUGAGAAGUGGUGAGUACAAACCAGAGGCCCCGCUAGGGGGGUCCCCCGGUUCUUUGUGCGGCACUACGGUGUGGGCGGCAUAUGGGACCCUCCCUGGAGGGACCUGCAAUAGCCCCCCUGUCUACACUGGCAGCGGUAGUGAAAACUAGCAGUCAUUGUGAUGUUUUUCACUGUUUAAGGAGACUUUGCCAGUAUUAAAAAAAAGACAUAGCUCCGGCGCCAUUACAGGGGGCGGAGCUUCCUCAGAGCGGGACCAGCGGCAUUUUGGCGCCUUCCUCUGCUUGCAGCAGCAAGGACACACAGCUCCUCCAGGCACUCCGGGAUACACGGGAAACUGGUACAGGGGUGUAUGACUUGGAGAGCCGCUAUUGUACACAAACUAGUGUCCUGAAACAGACAAGAAAUCUGGUUUCUACUGUGAGAUAUAUAUAUAUAUAUAUAUAAUAAAAUGUUCAGCCUGCAGAUUUACUGAGUCUGACAGGCUGGGGUGUGCUGUCCUCUCACUCUAGGUCUCCUUAUCAUAUACAGUAAGGCAGGCUUGCUAUUGUACCGUGUGUGUGAUUGUUGUUUACUGUAAACAUGGUCAAACACCAAUUAUGCAGUGUUUGUCACACCAGAUUCUUCCCUUCUACAACUGGUUCCUUAAUCUGUGAACAAUGCAGUCAGUCUUCCUAAGUUAGUGAGACGGGGGGAGGUGGUGUCAGGAGCCAUUAAAACUAUGGUGGCAGACAUGUCAUCUCUGCUCAAUGCCAAUAAACAGAUGACACAACUGCAACAGGCUGUUGUAGACCUGGCUGCUAAGGCAGAUGACAGAUAGCCCCCUCUCCCUAGUUCGAGGCCACUUAAAUAGAGGAUUCCACUUCUGCCCAGGGUAUUGAGCCCCCUCUUUCUUGCUAUCGGGGAUGUACUAAAAAAAAAAUCCCUUUGGAAGACGCUGCUGCAUCGCAGUCGUUUUUUCUAGCACAGAAAAAGCUCAGUGUCUCCUUCCCUGAUUCUCCGGAACUAGAUGAGGUAUUUAAGCAAGCCUGGAAAACUCCUGAUAAAACAUAUCAGGUUACAGGGCGUUUUUUUGCACACUUUCCCAUUUACACCUGAAUGUAGGAUAAAUUGGGAAGAACCCCCAGCCGUAGACGUAUCGCCUCUCAAAAAAGAUGGUAUUACCUGCUCCUGGCUCCUUUUAACUAAAGGACCCUGGAGAUAGGAAAAUAUAAACUACGCUAAAGUCUAUUUACACAGCGGCUGGCGUAUCACAAAGACCUGUGAUAGCGGGUUGCUGGAUGUCUCAUGCCAUCCAUACCUGGGCGACACAAAUUCAGGAGGGCCUUGUGGGGAAUAUGCCCCUGGUCACUACGGUGACCCUCAUAAGACACAUUCAAGACACUGCACGCGUCCUGUGUGACUCUCAAGGAGGUAGGCACUAUUAAUGCUAGAACUACUGUCAUGGCAGUGUCGGCGAGCAGAGCUUUGUGGCUGCCUCAGUGUAUUGCGGAUUCCAAGUGCAGUGUGGAGUCUCCCUUUCUCAGGGGAGUGGCUAUUCGGGGGCAAGUUAGAUACAUGGAUUUACCUGCAGUAACCUUAGAAAUGCAUGUAUCUCCACGCUGGGGCCCCGCCGGCUAGGCGUUCCUACCCGGGGCCAUCUACCCAGUCCUUUCGAUCCACCAGAUUCCGAUCAAGAGCCAGAGGUGCCUCCAGUGCGGCACGAAGCACCAGAGGUGAGACCAGAAAACCAGCUACUGCUGGUUCUCAGGAAUCAAGCACCAGUUCUUCUUCCACAAAAGCCUGAGCAUGACAGUGCCCCCCCACCCCGAGGGGAUCUUGAGGUGGGAGCUCGUCUCACUUCAGCCGCAUCUGGGAAGGCUCCUGCCAGGAUACCUGGGUAAAGGACCUCAUUUCCCAGGUCUACAAGCUGGAGUUCGACAGCUCUCCUCCCCAAUGAUUUUUCAAAUGAAGCUUACCAGUUUUGGAGGAUACAUGAGUUACGCUACAACAGGCCAACCUAAAGUUGGUCCAGUCCCAGGUCAUUGUUGCAGUGCCACUACAACAACAAGGAAAGGGUUAUUACUUCAACCUAUUUGUAGUACCGAAACCGGACGGUUUGGUAAGGCCCAUUCUGAAUCUGAAGUCCUUGAAGCCUUACCUAAAAGUCGGGAUGGAAUCCUUGCGAGCAGUGAUUGCGGGCCUGGAAGAACGGGAGUUCAUUGUUUCUCUGGAUAAAAAAGACGCUUAUCUCCAUAUCCCAAUUUGGCCGGCUUACCUGUGGUUUGCCCUGCUGAACAAUCACUACCAGUUCCAGACGCUACCCUUCGGCCUGUCCACAGCACCGAGGGUGUUCACGAAGGUAAUGGCGGAGAUGAUGUUCCAGCUCAGAGUCCAGGGGGUCAAUAUUGUCCCUUACCUGGACAAUCGCUUGAUAAAAGCGAGAUCCAGGGAGCUUCUACUGCUCUAUAUAGACCUCACUAUUCAGCUGCUGUCACAGAAUUACAGAAGUCCUACCUGGAGCCUACUCAGCGGCUCCUGUUCCUGGGAAUGUUUCUGGAUACUGUGGCUCAGAAAGUGUUCCUCCGGGAGGACAAAGGACACUCCAGGAGAUGGUCCUACGGCCUACUAGGAUAUCCAUCUAUCUUUGCAUAAAAUAGUUGGGUAAGAUGGUAGCAUCGUACAAGGCUAUCCAAUACGGAAGGUUCCAUGCCAGAACAUUUCAAUUGUAUCUUCUGAGCAAGUGGUCUGAAUCACAUCUUCAGAUUCACUGGAUAAUAUGUCUGUCCCCUCAGGCCAGAAUAUCCCUCCUGUGGUGGCUACAGUCCUCAAACCUGCUGGAAGGCCGCAGUUUCGGGAUUCAGGAUUGGAUCCUUCUCACGACAGAUGUGAGUCUGAGAGGAUGAGGAGCGGGGUCACCCAAGGGGCUCAGUUCCAGGGCAGAUGGUCAUCACACGAAGCCCUUCUUCCGAUCAACAUUCUAGAACUUCGGGUGAUCUACAAUGCUGUGCUUCAGGCCUCUCCUCUGCUCAGGGACUGGGCGAUCUAAGUUCAGUCGAACAACGCCACGGCGGUGGCUUACAUAAAUCGUCAAGGAGGGACAAAAAGUAGAGGCUGCAUGCGAGAGGUAUCAAAAAUACUCCUCUGGGCAGAAAACCGCAAAAGCGAUGUCCGCCGUCUUCAUUCCGCGUGUGGACAACUGGGAAGCGGACUUCCUGAGUCGUUACAAUCUCCACACGGGAGAGUGGGGUUUCCACCAACAGGUGUUUCAACAGACCAUCGAUCUGUGGGGGUGCCCACCAACAGGUGUUUCAACAGACCAUCGAUCUGUGGGGGGUGCCCACAGAUAGACAUGAUGGCUUCUCGGCUCAUAAGACGAUUUGCUCGAGAACCAGGGAUCCUCAGGCGAGGGCAAUAGAUGCGCUGACGUGCCCUUGGCCUUACGGGCUGGUCUACCUGUUUCCUCCGAUUCCAUUGCUCCCGAGGGUGCUCAAGCGAAUCGGGAAUCAAGGAGUCCACGCAAUUCUGAUUGCCCCAGAUUGGUCUAGGAGGGCGUGGUACGUGGAUCUUCUGGACAUGUCCGUCGCAGACCCUUGGCAUCUGCCAAUGAGAAAGAUCUUCUGCAACAAGGACCAUUCAUCUACCCGUACUUACGGCUUGGAGGUUGAGCGGUACAUCCUAGCUUACAAGGGCCUUUCCAGAAAGAUUAUUACAACCAUGGUUCAGGCCAGAAAACCUGUGACCUCAAAACACUAUCAUAAUAUCUGGAGAAGAUAUGUCUCUUGGUGCGAGGAACGCACAUUUCCGCCUGCAGAAUUCCACUUGGGACGUUUCUUACGUUUCCUGCAGGCUGGUGUGGAUAAAGGCUUACGUCUGGGAUCCAUUAACGUCCAGAUUUCAGCUCUCCAUUUUCUUUCAGAAAAAGUUGACAGUCUUGCCAGAGGUUCAGACCUUCUUGCAAGGGGUACUUCACAUCCAACCUCCGUUUGUGCCGCCCACAGCACCUUGGGAUUUGAAUGUGGUGUUGGAAUCUCUACAGUCCUCCUGGAUUGAACCUCUGAUGACGGUAGAAGGUACUGCACGUGGAAAACAGUGAUGUUACUAGCCCUGGCUUCUGCUAGACGUGUCUCAGAAUUGGGGGCUUUAUCAUGUAAAAGUCCAUACUUGGUCUUUUACGAAGACAGAGCUGAGCUCUGCUGAAGUUUGUCUCUGCAAUCCACUUGAAUCAACCUAUUGUAGUCCCGUCAAGUUCUGGCACUUCUGCUCCUCUGGAGUCAUUGGAUGCUGUGCGAGCCUUGAAGAUUUAUGUCAAAAGGACGGCUCGGAUAAGAAAGAUUGAUUCCUUGUUUGUGCUGUAUGAUGCGCAGAAAAAGGGUUGCCCUGCUUCUAAACAGUCCAUUGCUCGUUGGCUUAAGUUGGCUAUACAACAGGCCUAUGUGUCGGCAGCCUUACCUGUUCCACAGUCUCUGAAGGCCCACUCUAAAAGAUCAGUGGGGUCUUCCUGGGCGGAUGCCCGUGGAGUCUCGGCCUUGCAGCUAUGCUGAGCUGCUACCUGGUCGGGCAACAACACCUUCGUGAAGUUCUAAAAGUUUAAUACCCUGUCCAAAGAGGAUACCCAGUUUGGGCAGGCGGUGCUGCAGACGUCUCCGCACUUUCCCACCCGUUUUGGAAGCUUUGGGACGUCCCCAUUGUACUAAGUGAACCCCAGUAUCCCUUAUGGAUGUUAGAGAAAAUAGGAUUGUAAUACCUACCAGUAAAUCCUUUUCUCGUAGUCCAUAAGGGAUACUGGGCGCCUGCCUCAGUGAGUUGACUUUCCUGCAGGUUUUCUUUUACUAAAGUUACCUGUUCAGCUGUUGCUGUUUUGUUACCAGACGUUGCUGGUCUUUUUUUGUUAUUGGUGUGCUGGUGUAUGAAUCUCACCACUCGUUAUGUGCCUUCUCUCAAGUAUGUCCAUUCUCCUUCGGGCACUGUUUUACCUAUAACUGCCUGUGGGAGGGGGCAUAGAGGGGAGGAGCCAGCACACCCAGUUGAAGAAAUUUAAAGUGCACCGGCUCCUUUGGACCCCAUCUAUACCCCAUCGUACUAAGUGAACCCCAAUGUCCCUUAUGGACUACGAGAAAAGGAUUUACCGGUAGGUAUUAAAAUCCUAUUCACUUGUGAUUCUGUGAGGAGACCUGUAAAAUAUGAACUGUUAGGGAUCCUGAUGUAUGCAGGGGGUGAAGAGAAUGUUGUGUAGGAUUUAUGUUGCAAUACCAUGUAUCUGAAAUACUCCCAGCAUUUCUCUUUGUAUAAUUGUAAUUACUUGAUAUUUGUCACUAUCGAACACCAUUGGAGGUGUGGCUAUUAAAUAACGAGGCUGUACUUAUAAAUAAUAAACCAUAGAAAAAUGUUUGACUUGACCAGCAAACACUCCCUGUGUUCAGAAUGAUAGCAGAAAUGUAACUUAGGCAAGUUUUGCAUUAAGAUCUUAACACAACAAAAGUUUGUGCUAAGAUGGUUCCUAGGCCUCUCACUGCUGAGCUGGAAAAAAGAUCAGAAUCACAUUUGUACAGCCAAUUCAAUCGGAUUCACGUUUUUUUCGAUAAUUAUUACCUGUGAUGACACAUGGAACUUCCAGUACGAUCCGGAGACAAAAACGCCAGUCCAGGCACUGGAAACGCCAUAAUCACCAAGAAUGAGGCAACGUCAAAGCAAAUCCAUGUUAAUUAUUUUCUUUGAUUUCAGGGGUGUUAUUUUGGCAGACUGAGCACCAGAAGGCGUAACAGUGAAUUAAUAUUAGACAGUUAAAAAAUUAUUAAGCCCUGUGCUCCAAAAUGUGAUGCUGCUAACCCAAUUCAGUAGUACACCUCUCACUUAUAAAAGUAGACAACGGCCCUCAUUUCGAGUUGCUCGCUAACUACUUUUAGCAGCCGUGCAAACGCAUAGUCGCCGCCCACGAGGGAGUGUAUUUUCGCUUUGCAAGUGUGCGAACGGCUUUGCAGCGGAGCUCUGUAAAAAACAGUUUGUGCAGUUUGAGUAGGUCUGGACUUACUCAGGCCUUGCGAUCACCAGUCUUUUUGGUUCCGGAAUUGACGUCAGACACCCGCCCUGCAAACGCCUGCAUUUUUCCAAACACUCCCAGAAAAAGGUCAGUUGACACCCACAAAAGCCUUCUUCCUGUCAAUUUCCUUGCGAUCGCCUGUGCGAAUAGAUUCCUUGUUAAAUCCAGCAGCAUCGCUCAGCAACAAACCUCUUUGUACCCGUACGACGCGCUUGCGCAUUGCGGUGCAUGCGCAGUUUUGCCGUUUUUCUUUUACCUGAUCGCUGCACAGUGAAAAUAGUCAGCGAGCGAUCAACUCGGAAUGACCCCCAAUAUAUCAUGGAAUAAAGAAGUAACCAGCGCUCCACAUCUGUAAUUAAAUAAUGUGAAUCAGAUGGCUCACCGGAGAAUCCCUGUGUGAUAUUUUCUCUGUUCGCCCUGUGGUUUAAAACUGAAGCCUGUCCGUUACAUUUUACUUCUCACCCGCAUGCACAUAACGGUUUCUUUAUAAUGCCCAGCAAUCGGAUGGCAAAAUAAAUGAUUGGUGAUAUACACCUACAUUUAAAAUUCUGCCUCGAGUGCCAGUAAAGGUUUCUUUCACAGCAUCCCAUGUCUCAAUAGCAUUGUAAUUAAUGCAUCUCAGUGGCCAAUAAAUUCACGGCUUUGACCAAUGAAAAACAAGAAUGCAGCGGUGUGUGGAUGCAGAAGGAGAACAUAGAAGGGGAAUGGAGUUAAUAUAAUUAAACAAAUUAUAGCAUCAGUCUCGUUAUUUAAUAGCCACACCUCGUAAUUAUUUUCUCGAUUUAUAAAAGUUUGUUUUUAAUGUUCCCUUUUGUAACAAAUGGCAAGAUAAAUGGGUUCAAACAAGUAAUAAUGAUCUAUUAUAUGACUUGGGAAACUGACAUUUUAUCAACAGAGGUUCUCCUGUAUUUGUAGGGGAUCAGUAUUGAAUCCCGCCGGUCGGAAUCCCGCCGGUCGAAAUACCGACGCCGGAAUCCCGACAGGGGUGGCGAGCGGAACGCAGCCCCUUGCGGGCUCGCUCGCCACGCUGCAGGCACGGUGCCUCGCUACGCUCGGCACACUAUUAUAUUCUCCCUCUAUGGGUGUCGUGGACACCCACGGAGGGAGAAUAUGUCGGGAUUGCGGCGGUCGGGAUUCCGGCGUCGGUAUUUCGACCGCCGGGAUUCCGGCCGGCGGCAUCUUGACCGCAUCCCAUUUGUAGGGUACCUGGGAGUUGAAAUCUUAUGUAGUCUCCCAUUUUCCUCCCAUUACAGGAGCUUAAUUGCAGCCGCUUCCUGGCGUAUUUAAGCCCCACCGAUCCAAUGUAUGUUUUGGUUUAAAUAAACGCCUAUGUUGCAAAUUUUAGUACAACAGCUCCUGAGUCAGGUCAUGUGAUGUGGUUUUGGCACAGACUGAUCAGUGAUUGGUCCAUGCACUAAGGAAUCUGUACAGUAUGUUAUGUCUAUGCUGUAACCUUAAAUUCCAACUUUAUGAUGUACAGGACAAAUAAACAGGAUAAGAUCAA